AGAAGGUUUAUUUUGGCUUUUCUCGUCGCUCUUCCGCCGCCAUUAAAUACACAGAACAACACCAUGGGGUACAGACAUUAAAAUGAUUUAGAACUGAAAGGGGAAAGGGGGUUGUUUCCACAUCGGGUAUCUUCUAAUUGUUGUGAGUUCUGACAAAUCGGAACAAUGUAAUACGUUGAGGUCACACAAAACAGACAAAACGGGAAAGGCUCAAGCUCGAGAGGACGAGGGACUGCUGGGCAACUGGAAGGGUUUGUUGUGUUUGUGUACCCGAGGAAGAAGUAAUACUCUCCUAGAAAGAGCACUGUGUUGCCUGUCCUCUCUACGGGGUCUGACAGAAGUGUGUGACAGGGUGCCUGUGAAUCUGACGAAUCAGCAAUGACGGAGCUUGGGGUGAAAUGGGCCUGUGAGUACUGCACUUAUGAGAACUGGCCAUCCGCAAUUAAAUGCACCAUGUGCCGUGCCCCGAAGCCCGGUUCCCCUAUCAUCACCGAGGAGCCCUUCAAGAGCAGCCCAAUGCUGGACCCUGGCCGUGAGUGGGACCCCCCCAGGGACGAGGGGGGUGGCAGCAGCCUCCUCAUUUGCCCUGACUCCAGUGCACGACCCCGUGUCAAGCAGUCAAACCAGGCUGAACCCAGCGGCAAGUGGUCUUGUCACAUAUGCACCUACCUGAACUGGCCGCGUGCCAUCCGUUGCACCCAGUGCCUGUGCCAGCGCACGCGCAGCCCCACCGAGUCCCCGCAGACCUCAGGCUCCGGCUGCAGGCCGGUGCCCCCUCCUGUGGACACUUGCGAGGAGUACAACGACCGCAACCGACUCAACACACACACUCAACACUGGACCUGCUCCGCCUGCACCUACGAGAACUGGCCAAAGACCCGCCGCUGUGUCGUGUGCGACCACCCCAACAGCCACCCAGAGCCCAUCCAGCCGGCCGAGUCGGACGACUCCUCCUCUUCACUCAUCAACGAGCAGGACCGAGCUCGCCGGAGGGCCGGGGGAGGCAGCUGCAGCGGCGCGGGGAGUCAGCGCAGGUCCCCCCCCACCUCCAAGAGGGAGGCCGAGCUGCAGAUCCAGGACUUUCAGAGGAUUGAGCUGGCCGCAGGUGCCAUGAGCACCAAGGAGGAGCAGGAGGUGGACUUCAAAAAGCUCAAGCAGAUCAAGAACCGCAUGAGGAAAACGGACUGGUUAUUCCUCAAUGCUUGCAUAGGUGUGGUCGAGGGCGACAUGGCGGCCGUCGAGGCCUACAAGUCGUCCGGCGGCGACAUCGCCCGGCAGCUGACCGCAGACGAGGUGCGGCUGCUCAACCGGGCCUCGGCGUUUGACGACGGCUUCACGCUGGUGCACCUGGCCAUCCGCUUCCAGAGGCAGGACAUGCUGGCCAUCCUUCUCACCGAGGUGUCGCAGCAGGCGGUCAAGUGCAUCCCGGCGAUGGUGUGUCCGGAGCUGACGGAGCAGAUCCGCCGCGAGAUCGCCUCCUCCCUGCACCAGCGCAAGGGCGACUUCGCCUGCUACUUCCUCACCGACCUGGUCACCUUCACCCUCCCAGCAGACAUUGAGGACCUGCCUCCUGCCGUUCAGGAGAAACUCUUUGAUGAGGUGCUCGACCGGGAUGUCCAGAAAGAGCUGGAGGAGGAGUCCCCGGUGAUCAACUGGUCCCUGGAGCUGGGCACGCGGCUGGACAGCCGACUGUACGCGCUGUGGAACCGCACGGCCGGCGACUGCCUGCUGGACUCGGUGCUGCAGGCCACCUGGGGCAUCUACGACAAGGACUCGGUGCUGCGCAAGACGCUCCACGACAGCCUGCACAACUGCUCCCACUGGUUCUACACGCGCUGGAAGGAGUGGGAAUCCUGGUACUCUCAGAGUUUUGGUCUGCACUUCUCACUGAGAGAGGAGCAGUGGCAGGAGGACUGGGCCUUCAUACUGUCUCUGGCCAGCCAGCCUGGAGCGAGCCUUGAGCAGACACACAUUUUUGUUCUUGCACACAUCCUCCGUCGGCCCAUCAUAGUCUACGGAGUCAAGUAUUACAAGAGUUUCCGUGGCGAGACGUUAGGCUACACCCGAUUCCAAGGUGUGUACCUACCCUUGCUAUGGGAACAAAGCUUUUGUUGGAAAAGCCCUAUUGCUCUUGGUUACACAAGAGGCCAUUUCUCUGCAUUGGUUGCCAUGGAGAACGAUGGCUACGACAAUCGAGGCGCAGGCGCCAACCUCAACACUGAUGAUGAUGUCACAGUGACGUGCCUGCCACUGGUGGACAGCGAGAGGAAGCUGCUGCACAUCCACUUCCUGUCUGCUCAAGAGAUGGGGAACGAGGAGCAGCAGGAGAAGCUCCUGCGUGAGUGGCUGGACUGCUGUGUGACGGAGGGGGGCAUGCUGGUGGCGCUGCAGAAGAGCUCGCGGCGCCGGAACCACCCGCUGGUCACGCAGAUGCUGGAGAAGUGGCUGGACGGCUACCGGCAGAUCCGGCCCUGCGCCACGCUCUCGGACGGCGAGGAGGACGAGGACGACGAGGACGAAUGAGCGGCGGGACGAGCGCGCACUAAGGGAGGCUCGCGGGCGCCACGCCCGCACGGUGGUGGGUAGUGGUGGUGGGGGCAGCGGUGGGUGGCAGGCGCACCACAGAUGACGCUCAUGGACAACACAGAUCACAUACUGGCACACACACUCAUAAUUGCUGACCGAAUCUCUCUCUUACACACACACACACACACACACACACACAGCUCUCCUCUUCCUAGCAGAGGUGUACGGCCUGCUCUCAUUUCGGGUCCACAAAAGACCGCCGAGGUGCAUGUUUUUUGUGGAGCUGGACAUUGAACCCCUGCCUGAAACACACCACACCCAUUGCAAAAACAGCUGUGACUGGACAGAGCAUCAGGAACGAUUUGAAAUAAAGGAUUCUAGUUUGAGGAAAUGUAUGGAAUAAUCAACAUAUAUAAAUAUAUGUAUAUUCUCCCGAUACUCCCCCCUCCUAUCAAAUUGUAAAUCUGUAUCCAUCAAGAAUGCAUGUGAUUGAGGGUGUACUAUAGGAACAGGACCAGCAUUGAGAAAGAGGGAGGUCUUUAAAGAGAUUUAUUAUGGGCACUUACAAAGCACAUUUUCCAACGAUAAUGUUUUUUGUUUUCUUUGAUAAGAGUUUCUGGUUGGCUUCCUGAGAUAAAUCUGACAUACUAGAUUGGAAUAAGGCAACAGAAGCCAUUGUGGUCACCACACCCUUUAUAGCAGAUUGACUUUGGGUUGUAGGCCUGUUGUGAAGAUGUUUCUGUUGAUGAUAUUGACAGCCACUCACACACUAAAGAGAUUAUUUGUGGCAUAACAGCCUAAGAGGAAACCCUUGGAUAGCAAUGAUGGGCCACUGUCCCUUGUUUUUAUUUUGUUGAAGGGUUUUGUUUUUUUUCUCUUGUUUACCCCUGUUGCAAGCCUUCUGAAAUCUUUUUGUUGACUGUAUUUAUUUGUUUAGGAGUGCUAGCAUCAGAGGAACAAUGUAACUUUACCCUCCCCGUUUAUGACCUGCUCUGUUUCCCUCCCCCAUUUGUGGUUCUGUUAAUUCAAUCUUGACAAAUGUUUAUGUUGCACAAAAAUACAUACUCUUGCUGUGAGAAAAAAAAAAAAAAGAUCUGUACAAGUUUACUGACAUUUUGAACAAUGUGUUAUCUAGUACCUCAUGAUGAUGUUAUGACCUGGUGCUCCCUCCUCUGGGGAGCAAGGGGAUGAACACCAAACGCAUCCAGCUUCUGCAGAGUGCAUUAACAUUAAAUUAGAAACACUUCUGUCCUACCUGGAUUUCA
Sardina pilchardus (European sardine) is the source of this 3791-nucleotide messenger RNA. RefSeq names its product zinc finger, RAN-binding domain containing 1a (gene zranb1a). The transcript has 10 exons. Gene Ontology annotation, molecular function: cysteine-type deubiquitinase activity; K63-linked polyubiquitin modification-dependent protein binding. Lineage: Eukaryota; Metazoa; Chordata; Actinopteri; Clupeiformes; Clupeidae. Gene Ontology annotation, cellular component: nucleus; cytoplasm. Bases 379 to 2523 code for a protein of 714 amino acids. The record is from RefSeq and is a predicted model, not a curated record. Gene Ontology annotation, biological process: cytoskeleton organization; protein K33-linked deubiquitination; protein deubiquitination involved in ubiquitin-dependent protein catabolic process.